AUGAAUUUUAGAACAUACUCAUAAGCAGACACGUCAUGUGCAGGUUUCAUCAAUCAAAUUCCCUUGGGCAUCAAAAUCAUAUUGCUUUUAUUAAUAUCUGCCACUCUCGUCGACGCUUUAUUUUCUGGGAUAUUUACUUAUUGGUUCUAAGAUUUGCCAUUGAAAAUCUUUAAAGGUUUUUAAUUAUGGAGACUGUUCUUUACCCAAUUUAUAGAAUCCUUGUUUGGAGUUAUGUUUAUGAUAUAUAUAUUUUCUACCUCAGUUGUAAAUACGGAAAAAAAAUUGGGGACUGUUGUAUUUCUUUUGGAUUUCUUCUUUAAAAACUUCAUGAUUCAAGUUGUAUUUUUAAUUCUAUCAUUGAUAAUAUAAGUCUACACCAUUCCAUCCAGAGGUUUAUGGAAUAUCUAUUUGGUUUACCUAAGCCUACAGUGCUAUGCAAAUCCUGAAGGAUUAGUUAGGAUUUGGUUCUUUCCCUGUUAACUUCCUGGUAAAUAUGUUCCCAUUAUUUAUGGAUUGAUCGGGUUUGCAAUGAACUAAAGCUACGACCCCAUAGCUGCUCUGAUUUUUGGCUACAUUGAAGCAAAGUUCUUCAAUUCUAUGAUGUUCAGACCCAGUCAAUCAUUUAUUAAAAAAAUAGAGAACAGCAAUUUUCUGAAACGCUUAGUGACGAGAGAAGAUUUCCAUUUGAUGCAAUAAAAUUUAGAUCUUAAUCCUACUGAAGAAAAGGAAAUGUCAGAAAGAGAACGAUCAUUUUAAGGAAAAGGAAUAAAGAUUGGAGGCGGGGACAAUUUUAACUUUGAGAAUAUUAUCGUUGAUAAUAGUGAGUAUUGUGAUUAGGAUGGCCCGUCAACAAUUGAAUGAAAAUAGCUAUUUUUAUAUAAAAAUAUUUUAAAUUAUAUAAUAAUGGCAA
Messenger RNA from Paramecium tetraurelia, 910 nucleotides. RefSeq lists its product as uncharacterized. The transcript has 6 exons. Lineage: Eukaryota; Ciliophora; Oligohymenophorea; Peniculida; Parameciidae. The record is from RefSeq and is a predicted model, not a curated record.